Opisthocomus hoazin is the source of this 1059-nucleotide messenger RNA. NCBI's taxonomy places the organism in Eukaryota, Metazoa, Chordata, Aves, Opisthocomiformes, Opisthocomidae. The record is from RefSeq and is a predicted model, not a curated record.
AUGAAAGAGAAGAACAAGACAGAUGAAACCAGUAUCCAUGGAAAUGAAAAUGAGUGUACUGAUGGUUAUUAUUCUGGUGUGGAGGUGCAGGAGACGAUUAUUUCUGGAGGUGUUGUGAUUGCUUUUGUUGGUGACAUUACAAAUAAAUUGUAUUUAAAAGUGGUUGGUUUUCUAACUGCGGGGAUUCUUGAGCAGGAAAAUGUCCAAGUGAAUUCAAGAUGUGAGAGCUGUGUGGAACUGCUCUUUGUGAGAGGGGCUGGAAACUGCCAGGAGUGCGAUACCCCCCUGCGGAAGAGCAACUUCAGGGUACAGCUCUUCGAGGAUCCUGCUGUCGACAAGGAAGUGGAAAUUCGGAAGAAAGUGCUGAAAAUAUACAAUAAAAGAGAGGAUGACUUUGCCAGUCUGAGUGAAUAUAAUGAUUUCCUGGAAGAAGUAGAAGAAAUUGUAUUUAACUUGACCAACAAUGUGGAUUUGGAGAACACCAAAAGGAAAAUGGAGCUGUACCAGAAGGAUAACAAAGAAGUCAUUCAGAAAAAUAAGAUAAAACUGACACGGGAGCAGGAAGAGCUGGAGGAAGCUCUAGAGGUAGAGCGACAGGAAAACGAACAAAGACGACUGUUCAUACAGAAGGAAGAACAACUACAACAGAUGAUAAAAAGGAAAAAUAAGCAGGCACUCUUGGAUGAUCUGGAGAGCUCCAGUCUUCCUGCUUCACUGCUUUUAGCUCAGCAUAAGGACAGAUCUACUCAGCUAGAAAUGAAACUAGAAAAACCCAAACCUGUCAAACCAGUCACGUUUUCCACUGGCAUCAAAAUGGGUCAGCAUAUUUCAUUAGCUCCCAUUCAAAAGCUAGAGGAAGCUUUGUAUGAGUAUCAGCCUCUGCAAGUGGAGACAUAUGGACCACAAGUUCCAGAGUUUGAAAUGCUGGGAAGGCUGGGGUAUCUCAACCACGUACGAGCUGCCUCCCCGCAGGAUCUUGCCGGGGGCUACACUUCUUCUCUCGCUUGCCACCGAGCCUUGCAGGACGCGUUCAGCGGUCUUUUCUGGCACCCCAGUUAG